Messenger RNA from Bombyx mandarina (wild silkworm), 1379 nucleotides. Its product is annotated as UPF0598 protein CG30010. The record is from RefSeq and is a predicted model, not a curated record. Lineage: Eukaryota; Metazoa; Arthropoda; Insecta; Lepidoptera; Bombycidae.
CAUUGCAACAUCUUUAGCAAAUAAUGCACGAUUUUUUUAACAAUUAAUCAUAAGUUUAUUAUAUAACAUAGACCUAUAGUAAUAUGAUAUUGUACAUGCAUACAUAGUUUAAACACUAUAGAAUUUGUACUUUGUACCAACCUACCAACCGUAUUUGCGUCUAAUUUUAUACUGUUCAAGAAAGUGCCUAUCUUAAUAUCACUUAAUUAUGUGCUUAUUAACGUGGUUUAAAGUUUAAGUAGUUAGUAAAGUAAGUCAAAGUUAUUGUUUGUAAAAAUAUUUAAAAACAAUUUUAUUUAGGGGUUGUCUGUUUAAGUUCAACAAUGAUGCAACGUAAUAUGAUAAAGAUUGCUAAAAUCACAGACAUAAUACCACAGAUUUGUUCGCAAAAGAAAAGCCUUCACUAUGUUCAGGGUCAGGAACCUGAACCGAAAAUCAGAGAAUACUUUUAUUAUAUUGAUCAUCAAGGCAUGCUAUUUUUAGAUGACGCUAGGAUAAAAAAUUUUACUUCAUGUUUCAAAGAAAAGAAAUUCCUAGAAUUCUUUUUUAAACGGAUCAGACUAAAUAAAACUGGCAAAUAUGAAGCAGAAUUUCCUUUUGUGUCUCAUUGUGGAAGAGAGCGUAAUUAUAUCAGAUGUGAUGAUUUACCAAUAGUGUUUACACAUAUAUUUCAUGAAGACAAUGUAGAUUUUCUUAGUUAUGGAUAUGCCGGUGACUUAUUACGAACAGUGUUUAUCCCUGAUAAAGUUUAUAUGCUGCCAUUAACUGGCAGAGUGUACCAUGUAGCUGAAGAAAAAUUUGGAGGUGUGGGAUUGAUUAAAUCUAAGCUAGCUAUAGAAUUAAGUAAGUAUUUUGAAUUUCACAAUGGAGACAUGAGACCACCCACUCAUCUGACGUGGCACAAUAAAAAAUAUGAAUUAGAUUUGAAUUGGUUUGAUGAAAAUGUUAAAAGAUUUAAUUUAAAAAUAAACAGUGUUGGAAACUAAGUUUUUAUUUGUUUUUGAUUUAUGUAUUGUUUGUUAAACUAAACAUUCUAGAUAACAAUCUUAAAUAAAUUAUCAAGUGUAUCACUUACUCACUUAUUGUAAAUAAUUGUUACCAUAAUAUAUUUAUUACAAUGUUUAAAGGGUUUUUAGAGGUUGUUAAGCCAAAAACCCACUUGGGAGUUUAGUAAUGAUGGGGGCUUAUAGAUGGCAUAGACUUACCACAAGGCGAUAUAUUUACACACAAAGUCUUUUUGAAAUCUCAUUUCUUAUACACAUUUGUCCCAUAUCUUCGAACUAGAUAGUUCUUAUUCACUUCUUUAUUCAAUUUUUCUUGUUUGUCAAUAUCACAGGGGUAAUGGCUAUUUUUAAUAGUACUAGAUAAAACAGUAAAGG